CUUUCUUCUUUCAAUCUCUUUCUUUUCUCUGUAAAUUUAGAAAAAAAAUGGCAGUUUUCGAACUAGACUGUAUGAAAACAGAGAAAGCCAAAGCCAUGUUUAAAUUCAAUAUGCUCAAAUUCAUCUGGAAUAUAUUCCGUAUAAUCGAAUUAGCCCUAGUCAUAAUCUUCCUUCACUGGUCCUCUUCUCGUCUUCCUUUUGCCAUUAGAAUUUCCGGCGAGUAUUUCCGGCGACUGGUUACCGUCAUAAUUAGUCCUAUCUUCGUCUUCCUUAUCAGCAACGUCAUUGUCUUUACACUUGUUUUCAAAACCGGCCAAAAUUCUACUGUCAACAAUGUUGAAACAGAUCUCUAUGAUGAGAUAGUAAUGGAAUCGGAAAAUUAUCAGUUAACCGGAGAACUAGAAGAGAUCAUUUAUCAAGACAAGCAAGUCAUAAUGGAGGCGAAAGUUGAAGAUUCGGUUGAAGAAAAAGUGGAAGUUUCAGAUAAGAUGCCUUUUAAAGUUGUGGAAUCAAAACAUUAUGGGAGGAGUCAGUCGGAGAAGAUGAUCGGAAAGACAACUUGUGAGAAAUUCCGGCGAUCUGAGACAAUGAAAACGGUUGAUUCAGACAGGUUGAGUUUGGUGGACGAGGAUGAAUUGAGUAAUGAAGAAUUUCAGAGGAGGAUUGAAUUGUUUAUUGCAAGACAGGUUAAAUUUCAUCUAGAAGAAAAAUCGGCCAUUGUAAUGUCAUCAUGAUAGUUAUAAAUAAUUAUAUAUAUAAGUGUAAGAUUUAAAUGGAAUUAAGAAACUAGACAACUGCUUUUUU
This is a messenger RNA of Impatiens glandulifera, 804 nucleotides long. RefSeq lists its product as uncharacterized. The record is from RefSeq and is a predicted model, not a curated record. Bases 48 to 734 code for a protein of 228 amino acids. The transcript has a single exon. Lineage: Eukaryota; Viridiplantae; Streptophyta; Magnoliopsida; Ericales; Balsaminaceae.